Messenger RNA from Bipolaris maydis ATCC 48331, 2169 nucleotides. RefSeq lists its product as uncharacterized. The record is from RefSeq and is a predicted model, not a curated record. NCBI's taxonomy places the organism in Eukaryota, Fungi, Ascomycota, Dothideomycetes, Pleosporales, Pleosporaceae.
AUGGCAGUAGUUGCUAGCAGGAAUCUCGAGAACAUGAUGUCCGAGAAUUCCCGAAUUGACAUCAAUAAAGCAGAUGCUGGAGCGAGUGGAGGGAAAGAGAAUGGAAGAGAUAAAGGCGGGGAAGACGAUCCGCCCCAGCGUGAGGAGAGCAGUAGUGCCUCCAGUGGAAGUGGACUUCCUCAUAGCAAUCAAAGUGAAAGCAAAAUUGCUUCGAAGUCAGAUAUGGAUGCUACUCACAAGAACGACCCUGAUCACAUGAACUGGAAAUCUGACGCUCCAGAAUUUGUGGAUCAUAAUGGUCAGCCUAUGAAAAGUGAUGAAAAGGACCCUGAAAAUUCAUCUGGUGAUUCAUCAGGAGAUGAGAACGAAGACAACGAGGAGGAAAGAAGGAAAGAAAAGGCAGAGAGAGAGAGAUUUCUUGCUCAAGGUAGAGAAGAAAACCGCAAGAUACGACAUGGUGAAUCCAAUACCUCGCGACCUCCAUCUAUCGAAAGACACUGGCGCCAGCUAUACAUAACUGUCAAGACUUGGUGGAGAGAUCAUGGAAAGGCCUUGAAUCCUUCCCAGAAAACAUCAAUUGAGAAAAUUCAGGGCCGAAUCGAGAAAGAAUGCGAGAGCAUUGUUAAGGAGAACUACAGUGAUGCUGGGGACAUUGACCGGGAGAAGAAGAAACUGUUCCAGGAGUACAAGUUUCCAGUCGAGACAUUACACGGUUUGAUCAGCACAGCUGCUGCCGCCCUUUCUACUGUGCAGAAAAUGGAGACGAACGGGACUAAGGAAGACAAAGAAUCACUUAAUGAAGAGCAAAAUUCGCUAGUAAAAGGCGUUGCGGUCAUCACGGAGACUUUGAAAAAAUACCAGAUUCCAGCCCAAUGCGUAGUUACUAAUCUCGCCCUAGAGAUGUUCGACACUAUCGUGAAUAAAAGCGAAGCAACACGCGCACAAUAUGCGGAAACUCUUUCAGAAUUGAACAAACCUACUGCUGAGCAGGAGGAGGCGUGGACAGUAGCGAUACCACAUAUGGAGAAGGCCCUCCAAUUGAUGAGAAAAGACGACCAUACUUCUGAUGGGGAAAAACAGCUUCAGACUCAAAUUCGUUUCAUAGAGUCCAAAAAUAAGGUUCUGGAAACCCAUAAUGAGGAAUUGGAGAUCAAGACUACGACAAAUAGCCUACCAAUAGCUCUCUUACAAAGGAUGCAACAACAAUGGAUAGAUGGCCAGGAGAGAGAACUAGCUGAGAACUGGACCAAUCUUACCAAAACACUCGCAACACAGACCCUUGCGAAAGACCUUCACCAAAAGUUGCUUACACAGGGGGAAGACAAGAUGAAAGAGGAGAAGAGUCCUAGCCCUCCAAGCCCUCCUGAACGCUCUGUAGCUGAUUCUAGUGAAGGUGGCUCUCUGUCUGCGGGAGUUUCAGAAACUUCCAAGAGCAGCAGCGGCCCAGCGAGAACAAAACCAAAAAAGCCUGUCGAGAAAGACUACCUUUCUAUGCAACUCAGCGAACUAGAUGUCAUCACGAUGCCUGAUUAUAGCGAUGGGAAGACAGAGUUUGGAAAGUUAGUCGCUGUCAGACCGUGUCAGACUGGCAACCCAAGAUUCAGCCGAUUCAUCCUCCACGCUGGCACUGAAAACUUGGAACAUUACCGGGUCGUUCGAGGAAGCGACUUAGGUCCUGGCGGUGCGGAGACACUCGAAAGCUACGAACCUGAACGUACCCAUCAAGCUUUCAAUCUCCGUAAUAGGAAAAGUGAAAUGAAGGAGAACAAAAUUGCGGCAAUUGGUCCAUGUGUGGUAAUGUCUCGAGGAGAGAAUUAUAAACCGGGACCCAAGUCGCGUCGACCAGACGCUUAUGUAAAGGUCGAGUACGCAGACAAGACUGUCGACUGGGUAACGAGAACAGAAUUUAUUCAAUUGACUGGCAAAAAGUUUGCAGAUAGAACUCUAGUAACGUUGGAAAGCAAGUACAAAGAGAAGGCGAGAUACCUGGAAGCACACAGGCAAGCACGAAUGCAUCCAGACACGAAAAAACCAUUACAGCCUGAGGACCAGCAAGAUAAGCCAUGGCUUUUCCCAGACGACGAUCUCUUGGUGGGCAAGGUAACCGGAAGUGAAGACGACAAAGAAGAUGCCGACAUGGGAUUGAAUGGCAUUCAAAUCAACGCGUGA